ACGCUGGGUUUUUAGUUACAAAACGUACUCCGACAAAAAUAAUUGUCGGUGAGCUUAGAAAACAGAAUGGAAAAGGACAAAUAUCUGUUGUCAAAGCCAACGGCAUAUUGCUUCGCAUCAGCACCGCCAGAGACAUCACAGCCCAGUGUUUCCCAGCAGGAAUAUUCUCAAUACGGAUACCUACAACAAGAAUAUCCCCAGCAGCCAAAUCCAACGCUGAGCUAUUCACCCCAACAACAAUACAACAUACCACUCCCUCCACCAAAAUAUGAACCACCUCCAUCGCACGCACCACCACACAACACUGUCCAAGUGCGACCCAGUGGCUUUUUUAAUCGCAUCCAAACUAAUAGGCCCCAAAUGAAUGUCUUGAAUGCAGCUGCCCUCAUUUUCAUUUCGGGGGGGAUGAACAUCGCUUGGAGCAUUGGAUUCCGUAGUCGCUUAUACUAUAAUAUAACCACGCAUGUGAGCGUCGCUUGGUUCAUUGGCGCCAUCAUUGGAGCAGCAAUCAGCGGUUUUCUGCCCAAAUUUUUGCCAAAGAGAGCCAUAACGCUUUUCUGCUCCAUGCUGACAAUCAUUGGUGGCAUUGUUAACGCCAGCACCCACUACAAUAUCAAUGCCCUGACGGCAGCGCUCUAUAUGAAUGGCAUUGCAAAUGGAUUGGUAUUUGCUCCCACACUGGUGGUUGCUGGAGAGUUGGCCGUGUUCUAUAUGCGUGGAAAGAUUUGCUCAUCUACGGAACAGCUGAGCUUCAACUUUGGCAUCUUUUUGCAAAUCUUGAUACACUCAACCAGCUCGGAUUCAACAUGUCACUACGAUGGUUUCAAUCCAGAUCGCAUAAGUGGCAUUUUGUCCGCAGUGUUUGGAUUUAUUGGACUAUGCUUAGCCGCUUUGCUGUUCAUUGAGUCACCAGUGGCAUUGCUGGACAUGGGGCUAGAGGAUCAUGCCACGGAUGCGUUGCGUCGCCUGCAACAUCCGUUUACUUUUAAUGGGGAAACAUAUGCACAACUGGCGGAGCAUAAGCUUUACGUAGCCGAAAACAAGCAGCUGUCAUCCGAGCAGAGCGCUGUUGAGGCAUGUCCAGCCUUUGUGAAACUCUGCAUUCUGCGUGUGCUCAAUGCGAUGAGCAUAUCCAGUUUUAUUUACUAUGCAUUGUGGCUUUCCACAGACGAUUUUUACAAGGAAAAUGAGACGAGGUCGACUUUUCUAAUAUUUGGCGCCUGUCGGCUGCUGGGCAGUUUUAUCACUUCCUUUUUAAUGGAUUCGAUUGGGCGCAAGAAGUCGACACUACUGGGCCUUAUAGUUUGCGGCUGCUUGGCAAUUGGCAUUGGCAAUCAAUACCACUUUCCUGAUUACAAAUAUGUUGAGCUUUUGCUAGAUAUCUUCCAGGCAUUUGCUGGCGUUGCAUUCGCCGCCUCCUCUGCCUACCUGGCCGAGGCCUAUCCUUUGAAAGUAAAGCAGCACUUUAUUAGCUUCACCUUUAUUGUUGAGCUUGUGGUGUUCAUUGUAAUUACAUCUCAUGACGUUGUCAAUGAGUUCUUCUAUGUUAUCGGUGGCAUUUAUAUAGCCGUCUUCCUUCUGUCAAUUUGGAGCCUGCCAGAGACACGAAGAACCACUUUAUUAGAGUCACAGAGAAGAUUCCGAGGCUGCUGCGGAUCAAAAAGACCUUAAAGGAAAGGAAAUCAAUAAGAAUUUACAUUUUCCACAUACAGGAAUAACUAUAGCUUAAGAAAAUAAUACUGUUUAUGAGAGUGUAUCUUUUUAAAUUAGUAAAAUGGAUCCACUAAAGUAAAAAAAAAAGAAAAAA
This is a messenger RNA of Drosophila grimshawi, 1807 nucleotides long. RefSeq names its product arabinose-proton symporter. Lineage: Eukaryota; Metazoa; Arthropoda; Insecta; Diptera; Drosophilidae. The transcript is spliced from 3 exons. The record is from RefSeq and is a predicted model, not a curated record. Gene Ontology annotation, cellular component: membrane. Gene Ontology annotation, biological process: transmembrane transport. Bases 67 to 1671 code for a protein of 534 amino acids. Gene Ontology annotation, molecular function: transmembrane transporter activity.